Molecule: messenger RNA, 9893 nt
Organism: Protobothrops mucrosquamatus (brown spotted pit viper)
Lineage: Eukaryota; Metazoa; Chordata; Lepidosauria; Squamata; Viperidae
Gene: XIRP2
Product: xin actin binding repeat containing 2
Exons: 6
Coding region: 6-9716 (3236 amino acids)
Biological process (GO): actin cytoskeleton organization; actin filament organization
Cellular component (GO): stress fiber; focal adhesion
Molecular function (GO): actin filament binding
Source: RefSeq, a predicted model, not a curated record
AGAAGAUGACAAGUCAGAGUCAAACCAUGAUGUCUGGCAGAAGGACAGAAACCAGCAUAAAUGAAGCGACCUCAAAAGGAAUGCAGCUGGAAGCAUUUCAAUCAGAAAAGGUUACCCAUCAGGGGCAAGCUUCCAUGGAGGCCAAGAAAACUUCUACUAUCACUCAAAAUAUUGAUAAAACAGGAAUCAAUGCAUCUGUGAAAGAGGAGAUUCCAAAGAUCUCUACACAAUGUUUGAAGCAGCACUUUGAGAAAACAACCCAAGGAAAGACAUUUCAUUCUGGACGAGAAAAUGGAACAGCUCCAAAGCAGAUCAAGAUUGAAAAUGGGUAUCAAGAAAUGGUGCGGCCUUCUACAAAUUUUCAUUCUUCUGCUGAAGCUACUUCUACGAGUAGAGAACAGGGAACGUAUAUGGCAAGGAAAACAGAGCACACGUCUGCUGCCUCAACUCCAGCCUAUAACAAGUUUCCAAAGUAUGGCAGUACAGAGGAAUUUCCUCCUCCACCACCACCAGAUUUACUACAGGUUCCCUCUGGAAUGACGGAGUUUUCCCAGUCCCCUGAACCCGCUCUCUCUCCAUCCAAGCAAGUUCUUCCCAAAGAUUUAUAUUCCAGGCAAAGAAAUCUUUAUGAAUUAAACCGUUUAUACAAACACAUUCACCCUGAAUUAAGAAAGAAUUUAGAAAAAGAUUACUUCAAGGAAAUUUCUGAUAUAGUCUCUGGUAGCAACACUGAAAUGGAUAGCUCAGUAGUAGUAGAUGUACUUCAGGCUAAACAAGUCUUUGAAAACAGAGAAAGCAGCCCUCAAAAAAGCAUGAGCCCAGAAAGAGAAUAUUUAGAAUGGGAUGAGAUCCUAAAGGGAGAGGUCCAAUCUAUGAAGUGGAUUUUUGAAAACCAGCCCCUGGAUUCAAUAAAAGAUGAAUCUCCCGACCAAAACAAUGUUAAAAGCAUUGCAGGUCAAGAAAUAAUUGCUGGGGGAGAUGUUAAGUAUACUACCUGGAUGUUUGAAACACAACCCAUGGAUGCACUGAGUGCAAAUUUUUCAGACGACGCAGGAACGGCAGAUCGAAUACCAGACCUGGCCCGAGGAGAUGUCCACACAGCCACGUGGAUGUUUGAAACUCAGCCACUGGAUUCAAUGAAUAAAAUUCACCAUGAGCAGGAAGAAGAAGAAUCAAAUGAAAAUUUGGUCAACGAAAUCACCGGUGGAGAUGUCAAAACAGUGAAAUAUAUGUUUGAAACACAGAACUUGGAUAGUCUUGGGCAGCUUUAUUCGGUGGAUGAAGCUAAGCUGUUGCAACUCAGAUCAGAACUAAAGGAGAUUAAAGGUGAUGUAAAGAGAAGCAUAAGGCAUUUUGAAACAUUACCGUUGUAUGUUAUUAGAAACAAUUUAGGUCAAAUGCUAGAAAUUAAAACAGUUCACAGAGAAGAUCUGGAGAAAGGAGAUGUCAAAACAGUCCGUUGGAUGUUUGAAACUCAGCCUCUCGAUGUUAUCAACAAAGAGGCGGUGGAAAUCAAAGUUGUCCAUGGAAUUUCCAUGGAGGAAAACAUUAAAGGUGAAGUGAGCAGGGCAAAAUGGUUAUUUGAAACCCAGCCUUUAGACACUAUUAAAGAGUCUGAGGAAUCUGCUGGAGAAAAAGAGAUUGUUCUGGGCACUGAUGUCUGCAGAAAAUGUUGGCUGUUUGAGACUCAGCCUCUGGAUACCUUAAAAGAAAAUGAAGACACAAAUGCUUUCCCCGCCGUAGAAAUAAUCGGAGGAGAUGUAAAUGCUACUAAACACCUAUUUGAAACAUUGCCCAUGGAUAUGUUAAAAGACAGCCCAGAUGUUGAAAAACUUCAAAAAAUGGCUGCAACGGAGGAAGAGAAAGGCGAUGUGAAGCAUCAGAAAUGGAUUUUUGAGACGAAACCUCUUGAACUGAUUAGAGAAGAAAGAAAAGAAUUCAUAAGAACGGUGAAACUGGAGGAAAUUGACAAGGGAGACGUGAGCAGCUAUAAGCAGGCAUUUGAAACGUGUUGCUUAAGCAAACGUAAUGACUCAAACAAAAUCCAGGUUGAAGGCGUAACAAGAGGUGCCGUAAAAUUUAAUAAAGACAUUUUCGAAACCACCCCAUUAUACGCUAUCCAGGAUAAUCUUGGGAAAUAUCAUAAAGUUAAAACAAUUCGUCAAGAAGAGGUGAUCCAAGGCGAUGUCAGAAACUGCAGGUGGCUUUUUGAAACAAGGCCUAUCGACCAGUUUGAUGAGAGUAUUGAGAAAAUUGAGAUUAUCAAAGGAAUAACCUCCAAAGAAGUACAGUCGGGUGAUGUGAAAACAGCAAAAUGGCUGUUUGAAACGCAGCCUCUAGACUCCAUUAAAUAUUUUAGCAAUGUAGAGGAGGAAGAAAGCAAGCCACAGACGGAGGCUAUGGAAGUGGUCAAAGGGGAUGUCAGGAUGUGCAAGUGGUUAUUUGAAACUCAGCCAAUGGAAUCUCUGUAUGAGAAAGAGACAACAGUAACAAACACUGAUGAAAUGCAGAGAGGAGAUGUGAAAACAUGUACCUUGCUAUUUGAAACACACUCUCUUGAUGCAAUAGGGGUAGAAUCAGAAACAACUAAUAAGCUACACACAGUUGAGCAAGAGGAUAUUCAAGGCAGUGAUGUCCGCACAGCGUGUUUCCUUUUUGAGACGGAAAAGCUAGAAAAUAUACAAGGAGAAGAGGACAAAGAACUCAAGCGGACUGUGGAAAUUGAUAUCCAGCCUGGUGAUGUCUCUACCAUGAAAUAUAAAUUUGAGACGCAACCAUUAGACUCACUCAGUAUCAACUCAGAAGAAGUUCUGAACAAAAUUAAAACCAUACAAAGUGAAGAUAUACAAAAAGGAAAUGUUUUGCAUUGUUGUUGGCUGUUCGAAAAUCGGUCCCUAGGUGAGAUUUCAGAGGACAAAGAAGAAAGGACCUGUGCCCAAACUAUUACAGAUGUACAAGAUGGGCAUGUGAAAAAUGGUUGUUUCAUCUUUGAGACGUUUUCUCUGGACCAGAUUAAAGAUGAAGAAUCCGUGGAUGAAAGUAUCGAGAAAACCAUAAACCAAGAAGAAAUAACAAAGGGGGACGUGAAAAGCUACAAAAUGCUUUUUGAGACCCAGCCACUUUAUGCAAUUCAGGACACAGAAGGAUAUUAUCACGAAGUGACUACAGUUAGGAAGGAAGAAGUUAUCCAUGGAGAUGUACGUGGGACCCGGUGGCUAUUUGAAACGAAGCCUUUAGGCUCAAUAAACAAGUCUGAAAAUGUAUACGUUAUAAAAUCAGUCACCCAGGAAGAUAUCCAGAAAGGAAAUGUUAGCUCAGUUAGGUACCGAUUUGAAACACAGUCAUUGGACAUGAUUUCAGAUGAGGAGAAGUUCAUUGUUCCCACCGUUAACAGUGUCCAGGGUGGCAAUGUGAAAGCCAACAAGAAAUUAUUUGAAUCCGAAGAAACCCUGGGAGACAAGUAUGUGAGAACAGUGAAUGUCAGCGAAAUACAACAAGGCAAUGUGAAAACAUGUACUUGGCUAUUUGAAACACACACGAUUGAUGAAAUUAGAGGGGAAGAUUCAGAAUAUAAAGACAUCCAGACAGUAACGAGGGAAGACGUUCAGGAGGGGGAUGUUCAGCAUGCACUAUGGCUCUUUGAAAACCAGCCUCUGGAUUCCAUUAAGGAAACUGAGGAAACUGAUACAAAAAUAGAUAAGGAGGAAAUUCCACAGGCUGACGUGAAAACCACCACGUGGCUUUUUGAAACCACACCUUUCCAUGAAUUUAAUGAAAGUAGAAUUGAAAAGGAGGAAAUUGUAGGAAAAAGCGUGAAAGAAACUUUAAAGGAACUUUAUUCACAGAAAGUGGUAGAAACUCAUGGAAUUAUCUUGGAGGCAGAUGAAAUUGGAGAUGUCCGCAUGGCAAAAUAUAAGUUGAUGAAUCAGGAAGCUCCUGAAAUACAAAAGGAAGAGAUUAUUAAAGGAGACUUAGCCAGCAUAAUGAUAAACCUCCUGUCCAAACGAAGUUCUCUGGAAAGGGAAACUAAAGUAAAUGAAGAUGAAAAAGGCAACAUAAAUUUGACCAAAAAGCAACUGAUGAAUAGCUCAACAGCUGUGCAUGUUGAAAAGGAAGAGGUAGUGAGAGGUGAUAUACAGCAAGCCAUUAAAAAACUGUUUAAUAAGGAUCGUUCUGUAAAACGUGGGAUUUUAAUUCAGGAAAGCGAAAGGGGGGAUAUUAAUAUGACAAUCUAUUCUCUCUUCCACAAAAAAGAAAGCAAUAAAGUUGAACAAGGUGAAGUUAUGGGCGGUGAUGUAAAGCGUACAAUUCACAGUCUUCUCUCUUCUGUAAUGAAUCAUGAAAUAUCAGAAAGACCUAAAAUAGAUGAUUCAGAAAGGGGCAAUGUUCAGUUUUUUACAACUUGCAUAGAAGCUGGAGCUUUGGACUAUUUGAAAUUACUCCAGUCAGAGACAAAUGAAACAUUUGCAAGCAAAAAUCAAGAUGAGGAAGAGGAAAUAAUGGGUGGAGAUGUUGAAGGCACUAAAUUAUUACUAAAGAAAAAGAAGUCUCAAAUAGAGCGGACAGUUAAUGAAGCUGACAUAAUUCCUGGUGAUGUCUGUAAUGCCCUUAAGAUCUUUACGACUGAGGCACAAAAUACAUCUUGUCAUGUAGACAAAGAAGAAAUUAUAAAAGGUGAUCUGAAGACAACUUUAAAUUCUCUAAGUCAGGCUAUUAAUCAGACCGCUGUUACAGAGAAGGAAGAAAUUGCAAAAGCUGACAUCCAUGCAAUUUUGAAGUCUCUUCAAGAAUCAGUUUAUCAACCAAGAGAAACAGAAAAACCAGAGGUCAUUCCUGGUGAUAUUAAACAGACCAUUGAAUCUCUGGAGAAAGCAAUACAAACAAAAAAUGAAGUCUUAAGAGAAGAGGUUGUCCAAAAUGACCUUGAAUCUACACUAAGAUCUUUAAAAGCAGUUCAGCAAUCUUUCAAGGAAACAGACAAAGAAGUAGUCAGAGGCAAUACUCAAACUGCUAUAGAGAGUUUGCUGGAUACCUCUGAAGAAACAAAAUCAAGGCAAUGCCAAAGAUUCACAGAGGCAGAGGCAAAACAAAGUAAUGAAAUGCUGAUGAAGCCAUCUCGACAAUCAGUUCAGAAUAAAGUCAAUCCAACUGAACGCGUAAAAAGCAAUAAUACAUUUCUUCAGAAGGAAGCAAUGUCCCAAAAGAAGAGUUUUCUCAAAGAAGAUGCCAAAGCAAUCCAUUUGGAUCAGAGAUGGAACACCAAGAGUCAUGAGAUGGAGAAAAAAAAUAUGAAGGCCUUAUCUAAAUCUCAGCACAAAGUCACCGAAAAAGCAGAUACGUCUGUAGAUAAAGUCACAGCAAAGAGACACAGAGAUCAGUAUGUGAUUGAUCAAUCUACUUUUUGCAAUAACGUUGAGAAGAAUGAAAGAUCAGAGGAAUCAGAGGCAAGCAGAAUCUCGAUGAAGGGCCAUUCAACCAGUGACAUGCAGGCUGCAAAACAAAUGACGGGAAAGAAACAAAACAUCUUUCAUGAAUAUAAAGAUGAAAAAUAUGUUGAUGUGAGAAGUCAGGGUGAGACGAAAGCAAAAUCAGUCCAGCCAACAUGGGAUCACCAGAGCUUCAAUUACAGAGGGACCCCCGAACAACUGAUCAACCAGUCAACUGGCCUGAUUUCCAAAGCAGCUGGUCAUCUUGAAACAAAAGAGGUGCAACAAGACAGAAAGCAAUCUCAGCAUUCAAAGGAGGUUUGCAGAGGGAAGAAAAAUAAUGUUAUGGCAAGCCAAGCUCAGGUUUCCAUGGCAUCAGAGCAGAAUGUAAAAACCAAUCAAAAAGUCAGAGUCACACAGGAAAUGCACAAGCAAUUUAAAGAAGCUGAAAGGAAGCAAAAGUGGAGUGAGAAAUCCAUUUUGAAGUACUCAGGAAAAUCUAAAGUUGAAGGUGCUGAUGAAGACUUGAGGGUUCAGGUGAAAAAUCCUGGGAAUCCAUACAGGAACCCUAAAGGCUUUGAUAGGUCAGAAAUUGAUUCUCCAUCACCUCCUCCUCCUCCACCACCUCCACCUACACUUCCAUUGACUUCAUCUGAAGUUGACUCUCCUUUGCCACCUCCACCCCCUCAUUUAUUGAUGCCUUGUGCUAGACAGAGAUUUCCUUCUCCACCGUCACCAUCAAAUGAAGGGGUUAAGACAGAGCAUGAGAGUUUUCCUCCUCCACCGCCCACUACAGAAGAGAAAUAUGACAAUGAAUUGACAUCUCAUCUGCCACCCCCACCUCCCCCUCAGCCGAAAGAUCAUUUCUUCAAAAGCCUAGACAAAUCAGUUCAAUCUCAGAACAAGAUCCCAUACAACACAAAGCAUCUUCAGACGGAACUUAUAAAAGAAUUAGAAGAGAGCCAGUGCAAAGCUUCUAGAAAAAUGCAACCAAGGAUUAUUCAGAUGCCCAAAGAGGUUGAUAAAGCAAAUACCAUGGAAGAAAAGACAGAAUGCUCAAUGUUAAGGAACACUGUUAGUCAUGAAAGAAAAGAGAAGAAAGUCUGCACAAAAACUGAAGAUGUUAAAAGGGUCGCGUCAGUUAUGGAAACUAUCGGUCUGGAAGUAUCACCAUCGAAUAAGACAUUUCCACAUUUUAGGUCUCCUUCUCUUCCAGCAGAGGCAACACAAGCAUCACCUAAGCCUAAUGUACGGAAAUUUAAAACUCCUUUAAUGAUUGCAGAAGAAAAAUACAAACUGCAAAAGGAACAGAUGGAACAAAAACAAGCCAAGGAUGUUUGUCAACUACAUGUAAGAAGGAACAGUGAAACAUGGGGAAGAUCAGCUCAGGCAGAGUCAGAAGGUGGCCUGCCAGUGCCAAAAUCAUAUAAACAGGAUGAAAUCAUUCGGUCUUUGCCCUCUGAAGUUCCAGCUACACCUACUGAGCCUGAAUGCCAAAGAAAGCCUCAAGUCACCAACUCAGAGGCUGAUGACCUACAGCCCUUAGCAAAACAAUCAAUGCCUGAACAGUCUCAAAACGUUUCAAAGUGCUCGGCAGAAGAACACGUCAGGAAAAAAGCAGUCCAUGAAUCACAACAUCUUAUAAAACAGAGUGUAUCUUCUGAAAAAGUACAGACCCACCAAGAACAUGUAAUGAGCAAGAAAGAGCAGCACCAAAAGGAACAGUUGCAUGUGUCAAGUAAUAAAGCAGUAUGCCCUUCUUUCAAAGUUAGAACCAUCCAGGAUCCCGCUUGUGAUCACACCUUACCUAAAGGCCAGAAGGAUUCCAUGAUUUAUAAAAAGCAAGAGGGAUCAAGUGUGCAUGGGGUUCUGAAGCAACAAGUUCAAGAAAAACAGAAAGAAAAGAUAAGUAAGAAAAGUGCUGCAGGUAGUUGUAUGAAAAUGGAUGGGAAAAUCCACAUGGAAAAAACACUUGAUAAAUACACAGAAGGCAGACAAGAAAUAGGGGAUAAAGAAUCCAGUGGAAUGAAACAGAGAUUAAUUCAAAGAAAGGAAACAGAGAAGGACAACAUGAAACAAGAAAAACAUUCUUUAGCUAUGGAAGGAAAGGAAAGCCAGGUAAUUGCUCACCUCAAAGAAGAGAAAGGAAUAAUUCAAAGAAAAGAACAACCGGCUAGCAGUAAAUCAGAAAAAAUGGUUAAGCAAAAAAUAAUCAAUAUACAUAACAAAUUUCAGACUGUGCAUUCUGAACCAGAACCAACUUUUGUUUUGGAGACAAAUGUUCAGAAUAAAAACCUGUCUCAGGAAAAAAAUAAUCUACAAGGACAGGGAGAAUAUAUCUGGGAAAUUACCCCAGAACAGAAAAAAAUCCCUCAUAAAACACCAGAGCCAAAAAAACAGCUUGUGCAAGAAAAAAUGCUACCAUCUAGUUUACCAAGAGAAUCCCUGCAGAAAAGUGAGAAAAACUCAGUAGACAUAUUAGAAUUGUUGAGAAAACGGGAGGAGAUACAACAGCUGUUGUCCAGAUUGAAAGAAUUUGAGAUGGAACCAAGUAAAAAUGGGAUGAAAACAUUCCAGGUGUUCUUAAGUGUUAUUCCAGAAUGGCUAGUAGAACAAGAAAAGAAGCAAGACUUAAGUUACAUUGCACAGGAAGACAGUGUUGAAAAGAUGAGAGAAGAGUUGUUGGUUAUUAAAGAUCAAGCUUCCAAAAUACUUCACUCAUGUGAAGAUGCAAUCCAAGCAGCCAUGAUUUCAACAAAUUCCCUGAAAUGUAAAAAAAAUGUUCAUAGCACUGGAGGAUCAACACAGAAAAUAGCUAAAGUGACUAUUGGAUCCAGCAGAAAAGAUUCACAGAAGACUAAAGAAAUGUCCAAAGACACCAUGGCACACGAAAAAGUAAAAGAGAAAGUAGGUGGAAACAGAUUUUCAGAAAUCAGAACUUCUUCACCAUCUCUAAGAACACGAGCACCUUCACCUACUUACAUCACAAUUGAAUCUAGAUGUAUUGAAUCUCCUUUCGGGGAUUUAUUAUCUCCAGUCCAAAGAGAAAGCCCUCCAGUUCCACCAUCACCCCCACCAAGAUCUACUACCCCAACAUCUAAGAUACAACAGUCAUCUGCCCGUUCUGAGCAGCUUGCAAAACUUAAAGACACUACAGUAAAACUAUCUCAAGGGGCAAUCCCAAAUAGAUCAGUAACUCCAAUUCCUAUUGUGGAGAAAAGGUCAGAGAUUGUUAAAUCUCCUGCAACCCUCCGUCGGCAAAUCAAGAUUGAUACACGUCAACCUGACAUUUGCAAAGUACCAUUUUCAAAUGACACACAUGUAACUGCAGAGGCAGUGAAGAAAGUCAAAGAAAUGCAUGAAGAAUCCCAAGUAAAUCAAAUGUACAUCUCUCAAAAGGGUGGGAGCAUUCCAGAAGAGCCCCACGGACAAAGUGUAGGCUCUAUUUCCAUUGCACAUCGCUUUGAGGUACCUAAGGCUGCUCCUAAAGGGCUUAGGCAUAGGUAUGAAGCAUCUGACCAGGUGAUUCACAUAAGGAAGGAGCCAGACUUACCUGAAACAUUUGGCAGUGACUUUGAAUAUAAAACAGAUACAAUGUCACAGACUUUCAAUGAUCAGACAUUAAGUGAGGGAAAAUCCAAGAACAAAUACAUUGAAAAUGGUACAAUGAGUGACAAGUCAAAGGAAGUGAGGUGUAGGUCGAGAAAGGGCCGACUUAGUCAAACUUCCCAAGAGCAAGACAACACAACAAAUAAUUUCCAAAAAUCUCCUGGAAAGCAUCAAAGAGAAUCAAAGGAAACUGACUCUAAGAAGCAAAACCAGCAUGUCAUUAAAGAGCAUUCUUGUGAACCCAGGGCGUGCCUUGAUGCAAAGUCCCCCAUGGAAUGCUCCUAUGGCAUGGAGUCUUUUGGGAACAUGGUCAUUGAAUCUAGAACCGCAACUUCCACCGCCCAGAGCACAGAUGGGACUAAGUCAGGAUUUGGCUUCAAACGGGCACCUCCAACCUACGAAGAUGUAAUCUCAGGGCAUAUCUUGGAUAUUUCUGCUCCCGAUUCACCAGAAGAUCUUUUAAGGAAUUUUCAGAAGACUUGGCAGGAAAGUGAGAGAGUGUUUCAAAGCCUCGGCUACACCAUGUCAGAAGCUACUGAAGCAGAAGUGAGAAGUAGUUUCCACGAGGAAGCAGAGUUUAUCAGUGAAACUGCAACUUCAGGGAAAGGAAACAUGCCUACUUUGUCAAAAGAGAGUUUAUCCAAUGGAGUGCCUAUUGGCCGACAAGCAGAUUUUCCAUAAAUCAUGUUUUCGAUGUCACCAUUGUGGGAGCAAAUUAAGCUUAGGAAAUUAUGCUUCUCUCCAUGGUAAAAUAUAUUGCAAACCACAUUUUAAGCAACUUUUCAAAUCCAAAGGAAAUUACGAUGAAGGCUUCGGACACAAGCAACAUAAAGAAUUAUGGAUUUCCAAAAAUCAGAA